UGUGCUGUGCAGUUCGGCUUUCGAUUGCAAGACAAAAGAGGGAGAUGCUCUAAAUGGAGCAAAUAGAGGCUGCCAUGUACCAAAAGAUGAAGAUAUCUGGGAAGCAGAUGGAAAGUAUGCAGGGAGUGGAAAGAGAACUUACUAUGGAUGGAGGACAGAGGGAAGACAUCAUCAGGUGGUUUGUGGACACUCAGGCUGCGCUACUUUUGUGUGAUGGAAGUUUUCUACCCUGGUUUAAAGGAUUCAUCUCUAGACAGGAGGCAGAAGAUCACCUCAGGGACAUGAAUGUUGGCUGUUUCCUUAUCAGACUCAGUGAAAAAGGCAUUGGAUACAUACUUUCAUACAAAGGACAGGAUCGUUGUCGGCAUUUUGUCAUAAAUCAAACCAAAACCGGACAGCUCAUCGUCUCUGGUGACUCCACCACUCAUAACAGUCUCACAGAGCUGAUAGAUCACUUUACAACCACACCCAUCCAGCCUUUUGGAGAGUACCUCACUUCAUACAUCACAGAGGCUGAAUCUAUCGAAAAGGAUCCCAAAAAUGAUAUUUACGACGAGUUUCAAAUUAAGCCCACUAUUACGUUAGGAGUUAGUGUAAGAGCUCUAAGAAGUUUGUGGGAACAAGCUAGCGGUGUUCAUCAUGAGACAUCUCCUGUCCCACCCUCCAAAAGCAGCCGCAAGCUCACUACAUCCACCUCCUUUGACAGAAACAGCCUCUCACAGGCUAUAAGGAUACCAACCCUGCCAAAGAAAAACCCACCACUUCGGAAUUCUUUAAGCGCUGAUUUUGCUGGUUCACAUCCUUGUCACGAUCAACAGAGCUUCUCUGAACCAACAACAUCUGGAAAGACGUGGGCUGAAGAGAGAGUUGGUAGCGGCAGGAGGGAUUCUUGGGACCCUGAGGACUGUGAUUCUUGGUUAAAGCUGCCAGAGGAGAGAAAAACUCCCCCUAUACAAACAAACCUAACAAACUGGCUCCACAAUGAAAACACUGAAGAGCCACAGGCUCCGAGCUUUGAACCCUUUAACCCUUCAUCCUCCGGCCAUGCGCAACCUUCCACAGUUUCACCCUCCAGCUCUUAUGCUUUCAUUGGCUUUACAAAAGCCCAUACUGGAGAUGACCAGCUGCCACAUACUGUCCAGAUUGCACUGCAGCCCAAUCCACUCUACCAGGAGGUGCACGCUAAGAAGGAGGUCCAACCUGAGUCAGAAUAUGACAAUCCUACAACGACGAACUACAAAACCAUUUCAGCUGAAAACACCUAUCAAGUCAUACCUGACCGAUGUGAAAAUGACACCUAUGAGCACAUAGCAGAAAUCCACGGGAGCAAUACCUGUGAUGUCCCGGAGUCAGACAGCAACACAUAUGCAAGUUUGGAGGAAAUGCAACAAUACACAGAGAAGAAGAAUCACAAGUGGUGGAAAUUGCGCGCGGAAAGCAAGAAAAAGUAAGAUGACAAUAAAGGUGUAAAAGUAUAAAGGGAUUUUUGUAUUUUAAUAUCUGCUACAGUUGCAGAUGAAUGCAUGAAUGCAAGCUAUUACAUUUCCUUUCUAUAUGAUUCAGUCAUUAUUUUCAUAUUGCUGUAUAACAAUCAUUCUGUCUUGAGAAUCUUCUACAGUUCCAAAAUGAUGAAAAUUGUUUUUGUAAAUAAAGUUAUUUUAACUUGAUUAUUGUGAUAAAAUAUAGUUUGCAAAUGUAUUUGAAUAAACUAUAUUAA
Paramisgurnus dabryanus is the source of this 1717-nucleotide messenger RNA. RefSeq names its product SH2 domain containing 7 (gene sh2d7). Gene Ontology annotation, cellular component: cytoplasm. The record is from RefSeq and is a predicted model, not a curated record. NCBI's taxonomy places the organism in Eukaryota, Metazoa, Chordata, Actinopteri, Cypriniformes, Cobitidae.